AUGUACACAAAUAUAUGUGAUUGUAUUGGUGGUUUUUGGGUAUUUAAAUGGUUUAUAUAUGUUGAAGAAGCAUACCUUUACAAAUUAUUUUAUCUUUUUUUCCUAUUUCUUUUUUUCUCUUUUCUCUUUUCUAUUUUCUAUUUUUCUUUUUCUCUUUUUUUUUUUUUUUUAAUUUAUGAAUUUUUUUUUUUUUAA
Dictyostelium discoideum AX4 is the source of this 195-nucleotide messenger RNA. RefSeq lists its product as hypothetical. The record is from RefSeq and is a predicted model, not a curated record. The transcript is spliced from 3 exons. Bases 1 to 195 code for a protein of 64 amino acids. NCBI's taxonomy places the organism in Eukaryota, Evosea, Eumycetozoa, Dictyosteliales, Dictyosteliaceae.